GCCUACCUCAGUGUCCAAGUGAUGGCUAAUGAAGAAACGACGAUGCAAACAAGAUGGGUCAACUCAUACUCGGAUACACUGUGCAACACCCUGUCUCUGGAGAUGUAUCGAGUGACUGGAAGGGAAAUAGCUUCUGGAAGAGAUCAGGGUUCUUUAAGUUCAUUAUGGGUUUGCUCGGCUGGUACCCCUACGAAAAUAUCCACUGGGACACAAAUAUCAGGAUCCUUCGGCAUAGUGAUGUUCGGAACUGGCAUCAAAGCAAUACGCUCAUGUUGAACCUAAUUCAACAGAACAUAUCUGAAAAGCUCGCAGUUCGUACAUCUUUGCGCCAGCCAAUGAGCAUGGCCAUGGGCUGCACCAUUUAUAAUGGUAGGGUAGAUAUUCCACCAGAUCUUACCGAUGAAGACAAAGCUCUCAUGGUUCAAUAUCUCGAUGCAAGCCUGAACUCCCAAAUUCUCCUGGCAUCGUUGCAUGGUAUAUACACUGGAAUUCUUGCUGUUACAUUGUGGAAUAUCUGUGAGCCAGGAGCAUCACUACUAUCCAAGCUGACAUAA
Desarmillaria tabescens is the source of this 554-nucleotide messenger RNA. RefSeq lists its product as uncharacterized. The transcript has 7 exons. The record is from RefSeq and is a predicted model, not a curated record. The coding region runs from base 54 to 554 and encodes 166 amino acids. NCBI's taxonomy places the organism in Eukaryota, Fungi, Basidiomycota, Agaricomycetes, Agaricales, Physalacriaceae.